Betta splendens (Siamese fighting fish) is the source of this 603-nucleotide messenger RNA. RefSeq names its product histone H4. Gene Ontology annotation, cellular component: nucleosome. Lineage: Eukaryota; Metazoa; Chordata; Actinopteri; Anabantiformes; Osphronemidae. The coding region runs from base 47 to 358 and encodes 103 amino acids. The record is from RefSeq and is a predicted model, not a curated record. Gene Ontology annotation, molecular function: DNA binding; protein heterodimerization activity; structural constituent of chromatin. The transcript has a single exon. Gene Ontology annotation, biological process: nucleosome assembly.
GUCUUUGAGGGCGUUCACGUAAGCGUCUGUGAGCUGAAGAGCGACCAUGAGCGGACGCGGUAAAGGAGGAAAAGGACUCGGUAAAGGAGGCGCCAAGCGGCACCGCAAGGUUCUCCGCGACAACAUCCAGGGCAUCACCAAGCCCGCGAUCCGCCGUCUGGCUCGUCGCGGAGGCGUAAAGCGUAUUUCGGGUUUGAUCUACGAGGAGACUCGCGGCGUGUUGAAGGUUUUCCUGGAGAACGUGAUCCGUGACGCCGUCACGUACACAGAGCACGCGAAGAGGAAGACGGUGACCGCCAUGGACGUGGUGUACGCCCUGAAGAGGCAGGGACGCACCCUGUACGGCUUCGGAAGCUAAACUCGGGCCUCAUAACGACAACUGCCGCCAACGGCUCUUUUAAGAGCCGCCCACUCCACAACGAGCCGUUUCCUGUUGCACUUAAAUAUGACAGUCAACCUGCAAGCGUUAAUUUACUUUAGAAAGAACUUGAACCACGUGCUGCGGUGUCGUCAGAUCCCUUCCGCGCUGUUAAUGCGUAUUUUAAUCACACACGUUGAUCUCCUGACGAUUCACGGAAACAAUACAACGUAACAAGGUUUCUA